Messenger RNA from Fopius arisanus, 4624 nucleotides. It is a transcript of the gene Tango1, whose product is annotated as transport and golgi organization 1. Bases 81 to 4145 code for a protein of 1354 amino acids. The transcript has 9 exons. The record is from RefSeq and is a predicted model, not a curated record. Lineage: Eukaryota; Metazoa; Arthropoda; Insecta; Hymenoptera; Braconidae. Gene Ontology annotation, molecular function: protein binding.
UUCAAUACACGUACGUGGUGCAGGGUCGAGCCGUGUCCACUCUCCAACAUUGUAGUGAUGUGGAACUUGAAAAAUAAAACAUGAUGGGACUGAAAAUAUUGCCGGAGCACUUGGUGUUAAUUGUGAUAGUGACGCUUUGCGAAAUUCUACCAUGUACCCCAGAAAUUUCAAACAAACGUUUGUGCGCCGAUCCAAAAUGUUCCGUUCCCAUAUCAGAGGCGAAAACAGUGUCGACGUAUCAUUCUCGGGACAAGGACAUCCUGUCCUUCCCGGCACACACUGACGUAAUAGUCUUCAGCAAAGACACUGGUAGUAGAAAGGAUCUCUGGGGGGUUACCAUCCACGGAAAGCGAGGAUACAUUCCGAAGGAGUUCCUCCUCGAGAAGAGGGUCUUUAAGAAGCUCGCCUUGCUCCAGGAAGUGCCCACCGAGAGGAUUCCCCCAGAGAAUGUUUCCAAGGAUCACAAGAUCGUGGACAAAGUCCCUCCGGGGUUCGUUGACAGCUCUAUUAAUUCUGGGAGCCCAUCGGGAAUAUCUCCCCAGGUGGCACCCUCCUUCGAGGUCGUCGACGGCACCACAAUCCCUUUUUCUAACGAGGAGCCUAAAGAUGAAAGUUAUGCCACGAAAAUUCCACAUACUCCAGUCACUGUCGACGAACAACCUAUCCUCAGUGUUCAUCCCAAUGUUGUUUCUAGUGAAAUUAAUAUUAAGGAAAUUUUGGCCUCUGAAACUGGGAGUUUACCACUGACAGAUAAAAAGAAAGAGAAAAAUGAUGAGGAGUUACCAGAAAAGGCUGAUGAUAAGGACAUUACGAUGAAAGAAGAGAGAGUUGUGAGUGAGUCUGAAGAAAAUUCAGAAACUCCUCAAUCUUCUGAUGGAGAAGCUGGAGAUGGAAAUGUUCAGGAUGAGGAAGUGGACCAUGAGCUAGUGGCCACGAAAUCUGCGUCUGCAGAAAAUAAAUCCACCCCAGAAGAAGGGGAUGAGGGACCUGGAGAUACCAAUGAGAAGGGGAGUGAAGAGGAGCAGCCAAAAAAAUAUUCAUUCAAUGUUUUCCAGACUGUCACAUCGAUAUUUGACAGUCUAUCGACGACAGAUGCAACAGUAGCCUCUGAAAAUAGUGAGAAAGUUUCUUCAGAGGUAGAAAGUGGAAAAAUAGAGGAAAAAAAUUCUUCUGAGACGUCAACCCCCGAGGAAGUCGCUGAGACGACUCCUGAAGCGCCUAGCGCUGAUGGAAAACAUUCUCCAGAGGCUGCACCCACUCUGGAAAACACUUCCGAGAUCAGUCCUGAAACUGUUGUUGAUGAAAAAAAAUCAUCAGAGGUUGUAUCGACUCUGGAGAGCCCUCCAGAGACCCCUCCUAAACCUGCUGAUGAUGUGGUAAAUUUAUCAGAGGCUGUAUCGACUCCAGAAAAUACUCCAAUAAUCAUUUCGAAUCCUGUUGUUGAUGGGAAAAAUUUAUCAGAGGUUGCAUUGAAUCCAGGAACAUCUACAGAAGUGAUUCCUACAACGGAAAAGACAUUUGUUGAUGAAAAUGGAAUUUCUAACACUGCAUCAACCUCUUUCAUAGCUCCAGAGAAAAUUAUUCCUGAAAAUAAUUCAGCUCCAGAAGCUAUUCCUGAGAAUGCCGAUGUGGUGAACGAGACUUCCUCAACGAAUGCUUUAGAAUUCGAUUAUAAAUCAACAGUCAAUAACGAAAGAAUUUCUGAACCUAUCGAAGAAGCUCAUAUUGAAAAUAACCAUGGAAUUGAAGAUGAUGGGCAGCCUGGCAUCUAUCAAAACGAUGAGUUAUCAGGUCCUAGCCGAAGUAUCGAUGGUAAAAACGCCUUGGACUUCAAUGGGUUUCUCAACAGAAACUUGUUGAAUGUUGAGAAUAAUCGGCAACAAAGAGAGGCUCCAAUAAAACUGGAAGACAUAUCCCCUCCGCCGAUCCCAGAGCCGCUUCCUCAGGAUCUUCCAGAGGAAAAAUCCUCGGAGCCUCUGGAAUCAAUUCUUGAUUUUCCAGCUGAAGAGAUUCCCCGAACAUUGGAGACCACUGAAGUGCCUGAGCCUUUUGUUCCAAGCUCAUCUCAGGGUCCUGAGGAUACCCUCCACCAGCCUCCCACUCUCGAGGGAUCAGCUCCAACAAUCGUGGAUUCCGUAUUCCUCUCAGGAGUGUGUGAGACCGAUGGAACUUGUUCCGAUCCCCAUUCGCAAGAGGAGCCUUCACCAGAAUUCCAGAGUGGAGAGUUUUUCGACAGUUCCAUGGGCAGUGCCAUCGAGUUUGGGAGGAAUUACUGGGAGGCACUCUCCUAUGCAGCCCUCACUGCCUUGACAACUCUGCUGUUCUCCCUGGGAUACUAUUACAUCGAAAACAGAAGGAGAGAUGGACAGUUCAUUGCAAAGAUCAACAGAUUAGAAAAGGAGCUCUUGGUGGCCACGAAGGAGUGCAGUACUUUGGAUGAAACACUAAAGUCAACCAAAAAUAAGUUGACUUCGAUUGAAGAUGAGUCUUUUGGAUCGAAUGAAAUGGUUCUGUCCUUAAAAAUAGAAUUGGAUAAUGCUCACAAAGCCAAAUCAGAGCUGGAGGAUCAGGUGUCCGCCCUGGAGAAGGACCUCGAGGGUGCAACGGAGGCUGGAUUGGAGUUGGAAAGAAUGUUGCGUGAAAUUUUGGCGACCAACAGUGCAGAAAAUCCCCUCGCUAAGUCUGUGGAAGACUUACAAGCACGUUUGAAUGCACAACAGGCUGCCAACGAGUCGUUGACCAGUGCUCUACAUUUGAAGACUCAAGAGCAUGAUUUCGAUAAAUUAGAGGGUGAGACGUCAAUGAGAGAUUUAGCACUGACUACUCAGAAAUGUGACCAGCUCGAGGUGGAAGUGGUUCGAAUCACUGGAGAAUUGAAGGAGGAGAGGGAGCUAAGAAAUAAUGUGGAGGAAAUGCUGUCAGGGAAGGUCAAUGGCCUGGAGAAACAGCUGGCGGAUGUAAAUCUUGAGAGGAUAAAUCUCCACAAGCAAUUGAAGAGUAAAACGAUGGAGUUGGAGGACCUCCGGGAGGUGGUGAACCAAUCGAAUACCCAAAACAUUGACUUGGAGAAAUUGGCUGACGCCUCUCACGUGAAGGCAGAGGUAAUUCAGCUUCAGGAGGAGCGAGACGACUUAACGAUGAAAUUGCACGAGUUAGAAGGGGCCCACCAACUCCUCGAGGGGCACAUGAAAACCAUCGAGGAGGAGGUGAAAUCUCUCAGGGAUGAGUGUAAGCGCGCCGAGGGCGGAAAACGAGAGGCUGAAACUCGCCUGGAGGUACUCUCGAAAUUUUUCGAGGAGAAGGAAGCAGAGAGACUGAGGGAAGAGGCGGUCAGGCUCAAGCAGCAGGGCCAGGCUUCCUCCACUGCCGAGAGGUUACAAACUAUGAAUGAGGAAAUGGCAAAUGAUAAAAAACGCAUUGAGUCGCUCGAACGAGUGAUUCUCGAUCAGGAGAAGGACUACAAGAGUCAAAUUACUAGUCUAGAAGCAAAGGCUCACGAGCAAUGGGUGAUGGCACGUCAGAACGAGCGUCGUCUGGAGGAAUCCAAGCUCGAGUCCGCGCAGUUGAGGAAUCGUCUGACACUCAUCGAGAAAAAUCUCACUGACACCGAGUCUGACGUCAAAUUGCAUCGAAUGGAGCCGAAUGGAGAUCCAAGUGCGUCCCCUUUAUUCCUAGGAGCUGAGGCAUCGAGUUCUCCGAUAAUGUUCUCAGGCACUUCAGGCCCACCUCCGCCACCCCCUUCGUACCUGUAUGGACCUCCGUUACCUUAUCUACCUCCUCCACUGCCCCCGCCCCCUGGACUACCGCCUUAUGACAUCAGUCAACGUCCACCACCUCUCGGUGGUCGUCUCGCUUCACCACCCCCAAUGCCUCCUCUGCCGCCUUCCAGUAGAUACGAUGGUCCAGGCUCCCUCUCCCCUCCGCCCCCAUUAUCCCCUUAUGAUCCGAGAAAUUUCCCUGGACCCUUCGGAAACGAAAGAAUUCCCCCGCCAUUGCCACCAUCCUGGGGUGAUGAACCACUGCCACCAGCUCGAAACACUGGUUUUCACCCUUUCCACCGAGAUCACCAACGAACACGUGACAAAGGAUCUUUACACUCAUCUGGAGAAUCGCUGGACAAAUCCCAUCACAGUGGGAAGGUCUAGGUCUUUGUUUAUUUUACAAUAUCUUUGUUAAAUUCACUGUCAACUGGGUAACAAUUCCACUGUACAGUAAUAGGAAUAGAAACUCGAGGAUGCAAAAUGUUUGAGCAAUUCCAAUCGUUUGUCUGUAAUUUAUACUGUGGAUUUUCGUUUUUUAAUGUAAGGGCAUCUGAAAGACUUGUGUCGUUCCAAUCCUGUGAAUGAGCAAUUUUGUAUAAUAAUCAUGGAAAAUCGAGCAAGUCGAAGAUAAUAAAUGAUUUGUUACUGUACGCAAUAUUGUUACAUACAAAUAAAUUGUAAUUUAUUACCAAAUUAUAACUGGGAAAGGGUUGUAAAAUCGUGUGAAUUAAUCAUUCAUAUUCCUUCGAAAAUUAUAUUUAUAAAUCAAUAAGUGGAUAACAUAUUUUACAGUAACCAUUUUGAAGAGUAGAUCGAGGAAUGCUGUAAAUGCUUUAUACAUUAUUAUUUAAUAUUUAAAAUUU